Messenger RNA from Schistocerca nitens (vagrant locust), 1057 nucleotides. RefSeq names its product homeotic protein distal-less-like. Gene Ontology annotation, molecular function: DNA-binding transcription factor activity, RNA polymerase II-specific; RNA polymerase II cis-regulatory region sequence-specific DNA binding. Lineage: Eukaryota; Metazoa; Arthropoda; Insecta; Orthoptera; Acrididae. Bases 74 to 1057 code for a protein of 327 amino acids. The record is from RefSeq and is a predicted model, not a curated record. Gene Ontology annotation, biological process: regulation of transcription by RNA polymerase II. The transcript is spliced from 4 exons.
CGACCGAGCACACAGACGCACGCCGCCAGCGCCCGCGCCCGCGCCCUCGCCACCGCUCUGCUGACUAUGCCGUAUGCGGCCACGGCCACGGCCCGCCGCAGUAGCUAGCGACCGCGAGGCAGAGCACGGCACGACGCUGAAUUUCACCGACCUGGGCAGCCCCUUCCAGGGGGGCGGCUCGAGCACGCCGACGCCGACAGUGGCCGCCAUGGCCGACGCGCAGGCGGAACAGCAACAGGCGCAGCCGUCUGCCGGGAAGUCGGCCUUCAUCGAGCUGCAGCAGCAACAGCAGCAGCAGCAGCAGCAACAGCAGCAGCAGCAGCAGCAGUACGGACACGGCGCGAGCCCGCUGCGCUACUCGCAGCACCACGCGCACCACUUCGCGGGCCCCGCGGGUCCCGUGCCUCCGGGCCCGCCCGUGCCGCCGCACCACGUGGACCCUUCCGCCGGCUUCGGCAGCCCGCGAGCGCCGCCGCUAGGCCCCUACCCGUUUCCGACGAUGCACCAGAACUACCCCGGAUACCACCUGGGAUCCUACGCGCCACAGUGUGCUUCGCCACCCAAGGACGAUUGGCUGUACGGGAAGGGAAUAAAAUCGGAACUGCUGGAUGAUCGGCAGUGCGGCGAAAAAUACAAGUGCGGCGGCGACGAAGGCUCGCUGCGGGUGAACGGCAAGGGCAAGAAGAUGCGCAAGCCGCGCACCAUCUACUCCAGUCUCCAGCUCCAGCAGCUCAACAGGCGCUUCCAGCGCACGCAGUACCUGGCGCUGCCCGAGCGCGCAGAGCUCGCCGCUAGCCUAGGCCUCACCCAGACGCAGGUGAAGAUAUGGUUCCAGAACCGGCGCAGCAAGUACAAGAAGAUGAUGAAGGCGGCGCAGCAGGCGGUGACGCAGCCGGCGGGCGGCGGCGGCCAGUCGCAGCACCUGCUGGGCGCCGCGCCGCAGCCGCAGCAGCCGCCGCACGCUCCCCCGGCGCCGAGCCCGCAGCCGCCCGCAGGCUCGCUCAUAGGUACGCUCUCCCACCUCCUACAUGCAUAUGGACAACCGUCGUCUGUUUAG